AUGGGGUAUAACAUCAAACAGAAAAUUGAAAUCUGCCUAAAGGCAGAGGCUGAACCACACUUGACCCAGAUGGAUUUGGCCCAUUGGGCCAUGAAGCAGUAUGGAUCGUCCAAGCCACCGUCACAGACGACAAUCUCGCGAAUUUUGAGCUCUAAGAACGAUAUUAUUGGCUCCAAAGAGGCGGACUUCCUGUUAGUACGCCGUAGAAAACAAACCAAUCCGCUUCUACGAAAGAUCUUGACUGAAUGGAUUACUCAGGCCCAUUGGGAGCAGAUCCCCAUUACGACGCCAAUUAUACAACUGACAGCUUAUGCCAUAUGGACCAGACUACCAACUAGAAUGAAAGACGGCAACGGCUUGUUCAACCACAAGUGGUGCAAUAAUUUUGUCAAGAAACUUAACAUCAACUUGACGGGGACUCCAGAGACCAUCAGAGAGAAUUUGGGGUACAAGUUGAAUAAAGAAUGGAAACUAGACGAGAAACUCGAAUUGAAGAACUACAUUCGCGACCUAAUAGCGAAAGAGAACUAUUCUCCGCGCGAUAUUUUCACCAUUGACGAGUUCUCAUUGUUCUAUCUGCUUCCGCUAGACCAAAUCUUCGAUAUUCUGUCUAUUGACAAGGGUCUCAAGCAGUCGAGCUCAUCUACGGAGAAUAUGCUCACUAUAAUGUUGGGAUGCAAUGUAGACGGCUCGGAAAAGCUCAAUCCACUUGUGGUAUCUAAGCAUGAGACCUUUGACGUGUCUGAUAGCUGCCAUGCUAGCCUUAAGGCAAAUAACAUUGCUCUGCUUACACCUCAGGCACUCAUUAAUAAGGUGGGCGAGGUCUACCUGAUCACAUACAAGUCAAACAACAACAAAUGGAUCACUUCAAGCAUGUUUCAGGAUUACUUGUUGACGCUUGACCACAAGCUCGAGAAUAGCACUCCUAACAGAAAUAUUCUCAUUUUGUUAGACAAUAGCUCGUCUCACCGCAUGAUAAACCUUGAGUUCAAGCACAUCAGACUCGUUUAUCUCGAAAAUACAUCCAAGCACAAGAAUCCUUUCAAUGGUUCAAACAGCGCUAAAUUUGAUUAUUUGCCUAUGAGUUUCGGAAUUGUUGAGGAAUUCAAGAUCUUGUACAGAUUACAACAAUAUUUGGAGAUGAUCAAUAAGCAAAGGCGGAACAUCGAGCUGGAUCAGAGCACGCUGCCAGUCCUGGGCUCUUCGUUAAAUCUACCCAAAAUAGAGGGCGCAAAUAAUUCUGAGGUGCUCUCGGAAUCUGAUUACCAGGUUCCUUUCAUAAAAGUCAUCGAGUGGAUCCGACGCUCUUGGGAGUCCAUCCGCCCCCAAAUAAUAUUUCGGGCAUGGAAGCAGACAUAUCUUUUGAGCUUGACGCAACCAUGGCCUGCUUCUAAUCCGCAAGUGGUUCAACAAGCAAAGCAAAGCUUGAACCCUCUCCUUGAAAGUCUCAAGGUUGAUGACAGUCAAAAAAGUUACAAAAAGCUCAAUGAAAUCAUGGACUACUUGAACGUGGUGAUUCGCUGGGAAAUCGACGACUUGUUAGGACUCGUCAACGAGCGAAGUAAAGUUAGUUUAAGUUACGCAUCUAUCGAAGAAAUCAUCGGAAGUUGUGUUCUGGGCCAGGCAGUGGACGAAGACGAGUCGAAGGAAACAAAGACUUUUCCACAACCAGAUAUGAUUCAGGAUUCUUGGCUAUCGCCAGAAACACCUGGAAUUACACUUCCUGAACCGAAAUUCAACGCUAAUUUCUCAUCUCGCAUACCUGAUCACUCAAGAAAAACAUCUACGUCCUCCAUGCCUAUCUCGUUGGCUCCGAUGUCUCCAAUCACAUAUGUUCCUCAGACCCACCCACGCAUUCCACCGAAUAUGCCCUUAAGUCAGAUUGGUCUGAAUUCGAAGUUUCGAGAUGUUCCUUCCAAUGAGUAUGCUGGAGGCAGUCCGGGUUCCAUGAACAUGAAUGCAUUAUUGAUGGCUACCAGUAUGUCUAAACAUGACGACAAGCAACAAAGCUUCUCACCACUUGCCCCCAUUAAGCAAGAUAUUCUCCCACCAGUUCUCUCCCGGGUGGAAAUGAACGGUGUACAGCUUCCUGAACGCAGGGGCCGCAUUGGAGAUUUUGAUGACUUGCAUUCUAGAAAACGGGCUCACUAUUAUCAUCCAAAUAAUCAGGGUGGUCAGAACUCGCCGGCAUACUUCCCAAUUAACUCAGUCAACGUGCUGUCUUUAUCAAAUGAACUCAACACAGACUUCACGAGAAAUUUUAAUGCAGGGUUCCCAGGCAAUCUCGGAAAUCUCAGACAGCAGUUGAACGAGCGAGUUUCUAAUCCUUCUUCUCUGGAUGGAGCCAAUGAUGCUGAGCUAAUCAAUGUGCUCAACAGAAUCAUUGACGCCUCUGACACUGAAGGACUCAAGUUAUCGUCUUUUGCAUUGGAGGAGCUCAAGUCUAAUCUCUCAAAAAUCCAGCACAAGUAUGGGGCUAACGAGUCACCCUCGGAACUCUAA
Messenger RNA from Sungouiella intermedia, 2502 nucleotides. The record is from the annotation of a GenBank genome assembly. Lineage: Eukaryota; Fungi; Ascomycota; Pichiomycetes; Serinales; Metschnikowiaceae.